This is a messenger RNA of Cavenderia fasciculata, 309 nucleotides long. RefSeq lists its product as uncharacterized. The coding region runs from base 1 to 309 and encodes 102 amino acids. The transcript has 2 exons. The record is from RefSeq and is a predicted model, not a curated record. NCBI's taxonomy places the organism in Eukaryota, Evosea, Eumycetozoa, Acytosteliales, Cavenderiaceae.
AUGAUUAGAUACAAUUGGAUUUGUGACGACUAUGAGAAAUAUGUAAUAUUUUGUGCAAGAAACCAUGAUAAUAGAACUAUUUGUGCCCAUCAUUUUGAUGAAAAACAUAAGGGAAAAUGGACAGAGUGUAAGAAAUGUAAAGAUUCAUUCUCACCAAUCGAUUAUGCAGCCUAUGCAACAGACAAACAUGCAAACUUUGAAAUCCUAAAAAAAUCUUCCAAAGGCAACCGCAUCAUUGUGACUUUUGUGGCUACACUUCUGGGAACUCUGACGAAUUUCCAUCCAUGUCAUUUGCCAAUGGAACUAUGA